UGAAGUCGAUCUGCCAGACGAGCGUCUUCAGUCGACCGGCGAACGUUCGAAAGGUAAUAGCUGUGUCGUCGUGCACCCACACUUAAACCACGAGUCUCUCGUACACCACGUGCUGUUUGACACACACCAUAUGACAUAAGUCUUGACGGAUUUCUUCAUUUAACAUCGCGACUGUUAUCAGCGACGGUGUACUCGCGGACCUACCACAUAAUAUAUUGAUCUUGGGUUUUUUUUUUUUUUUUUUAUCUACCGAGAAAACGAAUUUUUUCCCGAGGGGAUUGUUUAGUAUAUUGUUUUAUCAUUCAUGCGAUUGCGAACAAAAUGACACAACUGAGUAGAAAAGCUGUCCGCAUAGCAGUUUUAUACACGUUUACAAUCGUGCAGCUGUUGCCACUGCAUUCGUCCGCGGUCGGCGAUAAUACCGGCACGACCAAUGCACCGUCGGGAGCCGAAUUCCUCCACAGCGUCAUUGGCAACAUGCAACGGCCUAACCGCAAGGUGUUUAACGAUCGAAUCGACGUCCAAGAAUACAUACCCGACGAUAUUCCGUACAACCCACCUUCUGACGAGAUAAAAAUGCUGUCGAAACAACCGUUCCAUUUCAACAAUCAGGCAAACCGUCCUUUUCAGACCGAUGCCAACAAAAACAAAGUGGAGUUAUUACUUUCACAAAUAGCGCCUCAGUUUUUAAAAAACGAAUUUGCCGAAUCACAAAAUCGAAUAGUUACUCAAGAAGCUCCACAACAGUUUAAUCCGGUUCCCAACAGUCCACAAAAUAUAAUUGACGCUCUUACGAGUGACACGGCGCAAAGACCACCAGACGGCAUGAUUUCCGGAUAUAAUUAUUUCUUUUACCCGCUGGACAACAAGGUGCUGCAGCAGAUGCAAAACGGCAAUCAGAUGACGUCGACGACGGCUGCGGCGGACUCAGAACCGGCCAAGUCUGAAAACCAUGCGGCCGCCAAGCCCCGGGUGGAGCCUCUGUUCGUGGCCAUGGCCGGAUUCGUGGGCGUUGCGGUGGUGUUCCUCAGUGCGCUCAUGUUCAUACCGAUAUUGCCGAUACACGCGCUCACUUCUAAGGCGGCGUUGAAACGUGCCCCCGAAGAGCUGGCCUCAUUAACUAAGCUCGUCGCCGAAUCCAUCGACGGCAAAGACUGCAGCGAAAGGAUAGCGUGCGAGGUCGGCAGGGCCAUGCGGUCCAUGCGGGUGGGCAACAAACCCAUCAGAAUGAUGGAAAUUAUACUACCACCAGCGGUUGCAAAACAGCUAGCUCAAAUAAGAAGGUCUGCAUCAAAGAAAGAACAGUGUCAUUUCAUCAUGUGCAAAAAGACUGAGGGUACAUUGCAAUUGGUGGCGAAACUAAAGAAAUCUAAUAAUUUUAAAACUAAUCACAACAAAACUAUUCACGAUGUUAGAGAAAUUUUUAACAUUUAAGACAGACCAUUUUUGGAAAUUAAUUUAUUCUAGAUGUUAAGUAAAUUAUUGUAUGUUUUUAGGAUUACAAAGAUAAUUAAAUAAUAAAUAUUUUAGUUAUACCAAGGCUGGGCAAGUUACUUUUUCCCCACUAUAUUGUUUUAAAAUAGAAAUUAAUUCAGUUAAGCUUUUAAUUAUGUAUUCGAGUUAAAAAAUAAUUUAACUAGUUAACGGAUACGAGUAAAAAUUACUUUCUUCACUAUAAAAAAUUUACAUUAGGGUAAUUUACAAUGAAUUUGUUUCAUGAUUCAAACCAAAAACCAUAAAAAAAUUACGCCUAUAUAAAA
This is a messenger RNA of Rhopalosiphum maidis (corn leaf aphid), 1760 nucleotides long. RefSeq lists its product as uncharacterized. Bases 322 to 1434 code for a protein of 370 amino acids. The record is from RefSeq and is a predicted model, not a curated record. The transcript has 5 exons. Lineage: Eukaryota; Metazoa; Arthropoda; Insecta; Hemiptera; Aphididae.